UUAUUUUAUUGAUAUUUAUUAAGAAAAACAUGACACAUUUUUAAUUUAACUACAUUUUAAACUUUCAGUAAGAAAUCAUCUAAUGAAACAUCAGGACGAUUCAACAUAUUCGACAAAUACCUUUAAAAAUUUACUGUUCGUAAGAAAUGAAAAACCAAAACUUGAUCACUACAUUUUAUUUUUCCUAUUAGUCAAUAAAUAUUAGAUACAAUGUAACUAAUUUUAUUUAAAUAUUUCUUUCCUUAAUAAAUUAUUUUUAUUUUUUUAUCAACUAUUUUCUAUUAAAUACUAAUUUCCUAAUUUUCUAUUUUUUAAUUUCUUUAUUAAAUACUAUUAAUUUUUUUGUUUUAUAUAUGAAUUUAAAUUUCCAUUAACAUUUAAAAAAUACCCGACAUGUGUUUACUUUACUUUGACUACUUAUUAAAAGUUUUAGUAAAAAAUAGAUGUCUCAUCUAUAUAUGCUUAUGAAACGUCGUGAAUCUAAGUAUAUAAAUCGUUGAAGUUUUAUUUUCUCAGUAAAUCACAUUUUAUUUUUUAUAUCAACUACAUUUUUAUUAAAUACUAAUUUUCUAUUUUUUUUUAAUUUCUUUAGUAAAUACUAUUUACAUUUUUGUUUUCUUUGUAAAUUUAAAUGCCCAUUAAUGUUUCAAAAUUUACACGACGCGUGUUUACUUUAAUUUGACUACUUAUUAAAAAAUUAGUAAAAACUAGAUAUGCAAUCUAUAUAUACUUAUGAACCGUCGUGAAUCUUACUUGAGAAGAAAAAAAAUCAAUCGAAGCUUUGCAUCUUCUCAAGAAAUGAGGAACCACAACAACAACUCCUUGAACAACUUGAACGCACCUGGAAAUGAUGCAUGGUCUGAUUCGGAUCGUGGCCCAAGUUCUUUCCGGACGCGAAGCCCAGGUGCUGCUCUGCCUCUCUCCGCUUCGCUUGGGAGAAUGACUUAUCUAGUCCCGUUCCCCGACCUUAAUCUCAUGCCGGAUUCCCCACCCCCCGAAACCUCCUCCACCGCUGGAUGGUCAUUUGCUCCGACACUAGAUGUUGAAGCGGACAAGGGUUCGAACUCCCUCGCGAUCGUCCCCGUACCGGAUCACGAAAACCACCAGGCUCUGGUGGUUCAAACGCUCGACCAGGACGACCAGGGACUUGACCGGUAUGUCUUAAAACGGACUCGAAUGAUCUACGACUCUCUCCUGAUUCAUCUCACUGUGGAGGGACCUAAACCCAGCAGAGCCGUCAAUGUCAAGGCUUGGAGGCUGAUGAAAGAACGUGAGUUGUGGCUGAACAAGGGCCAACACUUGGUAGGUUCAGUCCCCGGGGUUGAGAUCGGGGACAUAUUCUUUUACCGUAUGGAGCUUUGCAUGUUCGGCUUCCACCGCCAGUCACAAGCCGGAAUUGACUAUACAACGGCUCAGCGAAGCUCCUUUGGCGUGCCUAUAGCAACCAGCAUCAUCGUAUCGAGUGGCUACGAGGACGAUGAAGACAGAGGAGAUGAACUGGUUUAUUCGGGCCAGGGUGGUCGGGACAAAUCCGGGCAGCAACGUCACCAGAAGCUAGAAGGUGGGAAUCUUGCUAUGGUACACAGCAUGCAACACGGUGUCGCGGUACGCGUCAUUCGCGGGCUAGAGUACAAAAGCGAAGUCCGCUCGAAGGUGUUCGUGUACGACGGCCUGUACAGGAUCACAGAUUGCAGCCUUGUUAGAAAGUCAGGGUUUGAUAUCUUCAAGUUUACACUUGUUAGAAUCCAAGGACAGCCCGAGAUGGGGAGUGCAAGACUGAAGCGUGCGCUAACACUUAGAAACACACCAUUGGCUGCGAUGCCUGCUGGGUAUAUAAGCUUUAACCUUUAUGGUAAAAACGAGGGUGUCCCGGUGUAUCUGUAUAAUGACAUUGACUAUAACCGCUCACCGCUGAACUAUGGCUACAUCUCGCAAUCUGACAUUAGUAGUGUGAUUUCUGCUCAAGGAGGGAACAACGGUGGAUGCAAUUGUAAACUCUCAUGCACUGAUGAUUGUAUAUGCGUAAGGAAGAAUGGUGGUGAGCUUCCUUACAGCCCUUAUGGAUAUUUGUUGAGAGGGAAACCCGUUAUUUUCGAAUGCGGGGUUACUUGCAAGUGCACUUCUGGUUGCGCCAACCGUGUCGCGCAAAGGGGGCUGAGGAAGAAGAUGGAGGUUUUCCGAACCAGGGAAGCUGGUUGGGGUGUUAGGUCGCUGGAUUUGAUUCACGCGGGCGAGUUUAUCUGUGAGUAUGCUGGUAUUAUGGUCACAAAAGAGCUAGGGGAGAUUUUGUCGACGAACGGGGAGAGUCUGGUCUAUCCGGGACGGUUUGCUGGAAACUGGAAGUUGUGGGGUGAUUUAUCUGAUGUUUACCCGGAUAACGUCCAGCCGAGUUAUCCUACUCUCCCACCAAUUGAUUAUGCAAUGGAUGUGUCGAGGCUGAGAAGCGUGGCUGCUUUCAUUCGUCACAGCAGAGAACCAAAUGUGAUGGCUCAGUUUGUGUUCCAUGACCAUAACAACUUGAAGUUUCCUCGCGUCAUGCUUUUUGCACUGGAGAACAUCUCACCGUUAACCGAGCUAAGCCUGGACUAUGUGGUGGUCGAUGAAGUGGACGAGAGACUCGCCAUCGGUGGCUGAGUAGUUUCCAAAGCUUGUUUCUGUAUUUUUUUUUUUUUUUUUUUUGUGUCUUACAAACAAAAGCUUUUGAAUUUGUUUCUCCAGAUUUUCCUAUAUCUUUCUGCAAGUUAAUGUGUCAUACUAUUUUUUGUAUUAUCUCAUCUGAUCUGAUAUUUUUGAGUAUUAUUUAUUAUUUUCUGAAGCGUAUGAAAAAGUCAUAAGAGUAUGAUUUCACUUUCAUGACCAAGACAUUCAGUAGACAUACUGUCCUUAUAUCAAGUCAACUUUAGAGUGAUUAAGAUUCUAAACAUUACUGAUUUUGGUUGAUUUGAGGAAAGUGAAACCCUUCUCCACUACACAUUAUUGUUGAUAGAAUGAGUGUUUAAUACUCUGAAUCAAUCAGAGCAUUUUAUAAGGAUAAAACCUCUAUUGAAAACUUUCCGCCUUAAGUCAAGUCUCAUCAAAGUCAAAUCAAAAGCUUCCUCUGCUUUUGCCUCUCAUAUCAUCUGUUUCUUGGCUGCAAAACAAAGACAUUUAUCUGGACAGAUUAGUGUACUCUAUCUUUGUUUGAUUGUUCAAGUGAACUAAAUGUGUUUCUCUUCUGGUUCUGCCAAUUCAAAGAGUUUUCGUAUGUCAGAAUUUAGACAAAUACUACAUUUGGUUCAUUUAACUCGUGGAAGGAAAUCACUGUGGAACAACUGAUGAGCUUCACUCACUUUCAUCACUAAAAAGUCUUAACUCACAUUCAUAAUCAACCUCAAGAUUGAAGAAUUGUCAUAUACUUAAAUAGUCUACAAUUCACUAAAAGUUUCAAAGUGGAACAUUCUAAUACACUCACAAUUAAAUAUCUGAACUGUGAAAUUUAUGGGAUUGGACAUCCAUGGAUAGACUACAAGUCUACAAUCAAGAUAUUUUCAAAAUUUGACCGGAGGAGUUGCGGUGGAAAUAUCUGGCAAAUAAGGUUGAAUGAGUCAAAUUUUAAUGUUACUUAAUAUUUAUCUUAUUUUAUUUUAUUUUUGUUUACUUAAGUUAUUCUAAAUUAAAUUUAGUAUAUGUAUUUAUGAAAAAAAUAACUGUAAAAACCGAAAAAAAUAACUGUAAAGACAAAAAAAAAAGAUAGUUUUGAAGUUGUGAAUAGUAAACUUCAAAUUUUAAGUUUUACUAUAGGUUGGAAAUGUUCUUAGAGUCAAUAGUCAAAGUCUGUAUACCAAAACUAAUUUUGAAAAUAAAAAUAUUUUAUUCUAUAAAUAGAGAAAUUAAAAGGUUUGUUUCCACUUUUUGUACAGAUUAUCAUUUCUCUAUUUUUAGAAUGAAAUAUAAAAUGAUAUUGACAAUUUUUUUAUUCUAAAAUGUGUUUAGAGUCAGAAUAAAGAUAGAGUGAAGAUACUAUCACAACAUUAUAAUUGGCGAGAGACCCAUGGAUAUCUCACUAAUAUAUUUAUUUUAUUUUUCAUAUAAGCUAAUUAUUUUUUUAGUUUUUAAGCUAAGAAAAAAAUGUAAAUCAUUGAUAGAAAGUCAUGUGUCAUUUGAAUUUUUCCGGAAAAUAAAUAAAUUCUCACUUGGAUACUAUUCUCAUCUCAUCCUCUCGGACAGACCCACUUUAAGAAGAGGUAUGGCACGUGCCACUUACUGAUUAUAUAACUUUCUUGUGAUUUUAAAAACAGAAAAAGAUAUCUAGCCCUUUUAGUUUAAGUGGUUUCAUGUGCCCCAGAUGAUUCCAAGUUCGAAGCCCCUUAAAACCGUCCUACUCUCUUUCUGUUUCUUCUUCUUUUUGUUUUCUUAAUUUUCUACACACUUUUGUUAUCAUUUCAUACAAUAAUUUUCCUCUUUAUUUUCUUUUGUUUUUGUUACA
Molecule: messenger RNA, 4465 nt
Organism: Brassica napus (rape)
Lineage: Eukaryota; Viridiplantae; Streptophyta; Magnoliopsida; Brassicales; Brassicaceae
Product: histone-lysine N-methyltransferase family member SUVH2-like
Exons: 2
Coding region: 733-2634 (633 amino acids)
Cellular component (GO): nucleus
Molecular function (GO): histone methyltransferase activity; protein binding; zinc ion binding
Source: RefSeq, a predicted model, not a curated record